Molecule: messenger RNA, 3888 nt
Organism: Salvelinus namaycush (lake trout)
Lineage: Eukaryota; Metazoa; Chordata; Actinopteri; Salmoniformes; Salmonidae
Exons: 17
Coding region: 253-3054 (933 amino acids)
Molecular function (GO): protein binding
Source: RefSeq, a predicted model, not a curated record
ACAGACAGUUUUAAUGAUAUUGAAACAAAACGACGAAGUGUUCAAACGUGUGUGUAGUCUGUAUAAACAUUUUCUUAUUUUGGAAUAACGGUGGUUUUCGGGGCGUUUCCCACUGUCUGUCAGCAGUUUUGAUAGGUUCAAAUCGCGUUCUGUAAUGUAGCCAUUGGCUCUGGCUACUAAUCUUUCCUUGACAUGCAAGCCAACAACAGGGCACAUAGCUAGCUAGUGCAAAGAACCACUGAAACUGAAAGUAUGGAUUCCACUCCGACUAUCGGAGAGUUGUUCCAUACCCUGUGUGAGAUGGGCUUCAGUGAGGAGCAGAUCCAGUCUGCCGUGCAGGCAGGACACUUCUCAGUGCCUGAUGCAGCUGAGUGGCUUUUACAAGGUGAAAAUCUGAGGCACAAGCUGGUCAAAAAUCCAUCCCAGCCAGUUUCAACGGCGUUCGCUGCAUUUAACCCUCCCAAAGACGCGGGGAGCUCUUGCCCCCCAAGCACAUCACACUCACAGACAUCGCCCAAUGACAGUAGAGGCCCCUCUUUAGUCCUGGGACCCACGCAACCCACCAGCCCAUCCACAGACACCCCACCGCUGGAGUCACGUAUCAGGCAGGACAAGAGUGACUUUCAGGAGCAGCAGAGGAUGCGUGUGGCCAACGAGGCCAGGAACGAGAGGAGGCAGAAGAAACAGGAGCGUGAGCUGGUGCUGAAGCGUAUUGCUGAGGACCGGAGGAGCUUACAGGAGAAGAAGACCCAGCCGAGCGCCUCCACUGAGACCACGUCCCCCCCUGGCAGCAGCCAAGGCCAGAGGCUGGGGGGUACGGUCCAGACUAGUGUAGACAACAACUGCAUCCUCAUGAUCCGGCUACCCUCUGGGGAGUCCAUGCGGGAGCGCUUCCCUGCCGACGCCCCUCUGCGCAGCGUGAUGGAGCACAUCUCCGGGCGCUACCCCUCCCUGGCCUCCUUUUCCCUCCUCCAGGGGUUCCCACGGAAACGCUUUGGGGAGGCGGAACUGGCUUGCUCCCUGCGCUCCCUGGGCCUCACGCCCAACGCCGCCCUCUGUAUCCAGACCACGCCCCCAGAGACACCCCAGGAUCCGGCCAGCCCAGCUGCACGCCUCUUAUUGGGCCAGGAGGAGGGGGUGGUUCCACCCCCUGCGCUUCCCCAGCCACAGCAGCCCCAGAUACCAGAGCUGGAGGAGGAAGGGAUGGAGGAUCCCGCUCGGCCCCCACCUCUGCCUCACCAGCUGUGGGAAGAAGCAGUGGGCUACGCAGGCAUCCCUGGUGUUGGGCCCCCAAUGACCGGACCUUCUCACUCCUGGGGACGGGGCCAGAAGCUGAAUCCUGGUGAUGCAGAGGAGGCUGCCAGCUCAGAUGAUGAAGAGAUGCCAGAAGGGGGUAGAGAGCCGCCCUUCUUCCUCAAUGCAGAUAUGCCCCGAUUACCCUUCUUCCCAGAGAACCGGCUGCGUGGAGUGCUGGAGCCCAGACACCACUGGCCAGACCAGGGCAACAGACUUAGGGAGGGGGUGGCAGAGGAUCCAGCAGUGGAGCCAGAGGAGGCUGCAGGUUGUGUGGUGCCGGGGGCAGCGGGCCAGGCUGCAGUAGAGCGCCUCCAGAGAGCUGCCCAGGACGACCCCCAGGCCACUCAAGGUCACCCAUCCCCCCCCAAGAAACCCUUCAGGACGCCCAGCGUCCCCUCCCUCUGUGUCAUGGCCACCCGGGCCACAGUCAACCUCAUGACAGCUCCCAGCAUGCAGUACAGCAGCAGUCUGUCGUGUCUGACCCCUGAACUGGCCGAGCUCCUGCUCAGUCACAUGUCCCGCGAGAGGCUCCUUCGCCCGCGCACCCUGGAACUCUUUUUCGGCUGCCCGAUGCAGAAGUUUGUCCUCAACUGCUACCCGUACUCCACCAACGAGCUGCUCCGGCAGCUACGGGCCUUCACUGCACUGAAGCACCUGAGCCUGGUCAACUCUCCUCUCAUCACAGACGCAGGCCUCUCUGUGCUGUGCAGCCUACUGAAACUGCAGCACCUGAACCUGGCCUCAUGUAGCAAGCUAACAGACUCCUGUCUGCAACACAUUACAGGCUUGAAGAGCCUGUCUUUCCUGUCGCUAGACCAGACCAAAGUAAGCGAUGUAGGGAUGGUGCUGUACCUGCAGUCUGCUCCUUCGACACUCACCCAGCUUAGUCUGAACCAGACCUCUAUCACGGAGGCCACCCUGGCAGCGCUGCCCGCCUAUGUGCCCCAGCUACGACUGCUCAGCAUCAAACACACUAAGGUGAGUGACGUGUCGGCCCUGGCUGAGCUUCCCAGCCUGCAGACCCUCUACCUGGACGGCACGGCGGUGAGGGAGGGCUCUCUGGAGCACCUGGCCACCCACUCCGCCCUCUCUGCCCUCAGCGUGGCCGGCAUCUCCGUCGCUGAUGGCAACAACGUUCUCCAGAUCAUCUCAGGUCUCCGGCUGACCCAGCUGACCCUGCCUGGACGCCACUCGGUGACGGACGCCGGCCUGGCCUUCCUCUCCAGACUGUCCCUGCUGUCCGAGCUGGACCUUACUGACUACACAUACGUCACCGACCAGGGGGUCACCCAGCUGGCUACCAUGACCAGGCUGAAGAGGCUGUCGCUCAGCAACACCCAGGUGACAGACGCGGGGCUGCCCUCCCUGCGCUGUCUGCAGGAGCUGCUGGAGCUGUGUCUGGACCGCACGGCCGUCACCAGCCGAGGAGUGGCCGCCCUCGUCACCGGUCUGCCACACCUGCAGGUAUUAAGCUUGGCCAGUACUCAGGUGGGCGACACGGUCGUGAGGAGAGGUCUGGUCCACUGUGUUCAGCUCUUCAAGCUCAACCUCAGCCGGACACGCAUCACUGACCACGGACUGAAGUUCCUGAAGUGCAUGUGUCUGACCCAGGUGAACCUGGACGGCUCGGGCGUGACCCUAUCGGGCAUCGCCAACCUGGUCGCCUCCUGUCCCCACAUCACCAGCAUCAGGGCCAGCAACCCGCGAGCCAUCCCCCCUGACCAGGUCUCCGACGACAACGACGGUGACAAUCAGUAGGGGGAUGAGUAGUGCCCCCGCCCAGCCCUUUCUGAUGAGGCUUGGGUCAGCUAGCUAGUAGCUUCCGCUGUGCUCGGCGGUAUCAGCCCCAUGUUUCUGCAUCCAGCUGACAGGCUCAGCGUAGUCUGGGUGAAGAGAAACCCAGCUCUAACUGCACUGCUUCAACAGCGGCUAGUGGCACUACUCGCUCAAUCACAAGUCCACCAUAAUAGCUGUCGAAACCUUAGAAGGGUGCCUUCUUGUGCUUCUAAAGGUCUAGAUGGGAUCCCUGCUCCCUGUAGUUAAUCUCAACCCCCAUUAAAGUUAUUACGACGAAGUCUCACAUAAGUGUGCUAUGUUGAUCCCGGUGUAGGGUUCAGUUGUCCCUAAACGCAGAUUUUGGGUCAGUUUUGCAUUUCUCCCGCUAAUGGUUCAGUGUAGGAUUGGGGGAGGGAAAGCUGAUCCUAGAUCUGUACCUAAGGGAAACGUCACUCCAGAGUGUAGAUCCCCCUGGGCCUGGCAGAGGUAUAGUAUGCAUGAUGUCCAAUCUACAUAAAGCAAAGGAACUAUGAUUAGGAAUUGAUCAGGGGUAUAACCUUAAUAUAUCACAGCAUGUUUUCACCCAGAUUUUUCUGCCUGAAUUAUCUAACGAAUCAGUUAACACUACUGAGGUCCAACAUUUAACUCCAGUUUUACUUACUUCCUGUAUUGUCAAAAAACGAAAUGUUGGGGGUGGUUCAAGCUAAGGCAGGUUCUAUCUACAGUUGAAGUCGGAAGCUUACAUACGCCUUAGCCAAAAACAUUUAAACUCAGUUUUUCACAAUUCCUGACAUUUAAUCCAAGUAAAAAUUCAAU